Molecule: messenger RNA, 5380 nt
Organism: Salmo salar (Atlantic salmon)
Lineage: Eukaryota; Metazoa; Chordata; Actinopteri; Salmoniformes; Salmonidae
Biological process (GO): intracellular transport
Cellular component (GO): trans-Golgi network membrane; AP-1 adaptor complex
Molecular function (GO): clathrin binding
Source: RefSeq, a predicted model, not a curated record
CAUGCUGGGUAAUAUUCGGAGAGCGAAGGGGCCAAAGUAGGAUCCUCAUCAUAACCGGCUGACUCAACCUUAGCUAGUUGUCUCAGUCAGAACGAAACCACCUUGCUGUCUUGUUUUAAGUCUGAAAAGUGUCCACUUCAUCUGAACCAUGGGAAUGAAUGGUCAAGAUAUUAAGGAAAUGGAUCACACCUGGACAAGGAAAUGGAUCACACCUAGACAAGGAAAUGGAUCACACCUAGACAAGGAAAUGGAUCACACCUAGACAAGGAAAUGGAUCACACCUAGACAAGGAAAUGGAUCACACCUAGACAAGGAAAUGGAUCACACCUGGAGGCACAGAAUGCCUAGGCCUAUGCUCUAAGUCUAAUAUUUCAAAAGGAAGCAUUCUACAUAUCUUGACAGGCCUAUGUCAAUAUACAAAUACUACAUGCACACAACCCUUAGGUCAAUGCAAACACAAAUUGGGUACAAAGUUCAUUGGUUUAAGUAAUUAGGCCAGUAAGAUAAAGACAAAAAAUAUUUGUACUGAUAAAAUAAAUUGUAGCUCAUUUUCAGUUCUCAUUUGCUACUAUUUAGGUAGGUCAUAAGAAAUGAGUGCUCAACAUUGCCUUUUGGGCCUUUUCUACAUGACAACACCACUUUGCUAUUAUCACUUAAUUACUGUCAAUUUGAAAACAAUCUGUUCACUCUUAGCCUGGAGAGCUUUUGGUCAUUUAAUCUGGGUUAAGGCUGAAGCAACACACCGGGCAAAGAAAACAGCCUAGAUCCUAGACUCCACCAGAGACCACUUCUAGGUGUAACCUCAAGGCGUAGUGUGACUGCAUUAGGACCAUGGAGCCGGACGUGAUCCGCAUGUACUCCUCCUCCCCACCCCCAAUGGAGGACGGAGCUGAGGAAGAGGAUGACGAGUUUGGGGACUUUGGGGGCUUCUCUGGAGUUCCGACCAGCGCCAGCUUCACUGAGUUUGACACCCCAGCGACCUUCAACCAGACCCCAGCCUUGGCCGCCACCUCACCACCGGAACUCCUCAACAAUGGAGGGGUGGUUGGGUUGUCAAAACUCAGCUCAGGUCCCGUGGGAAGGGGUCCUGUGGUCAAGCGCUCCAACUCCAAGUCAAAUGGUGUCGUGCCGGGAGGCUGCCAGUACGACAGUCCUUCAGAGAGAACUGUGAAUGUGGAGGAGUUAAAAAAGCUUGCCGACCACACUCGAGCCAAUAAUCAUUCUACCUCCCUGGACAUAUCUGGGAGGAGUCAGACUGACAACAUAGACAAGCCUGUCGAUUGCAAUGGUGGGGUCCCGGAAGUUCUGACCAACGGCUUUGCUACUUUUGAAAUAGAGGGAAGCACAUCUUUGCAGAAUUCGAUCCGCUCUAAAAAGAAAGGAACCACCACAGAGUGUACAGAUGACUGCCCUCCCAGCAGCCCCGAGGACGACUUUGCGGAUUUCUCUGCUUUUUCUAACGCAGACGUUCAAGGACACUCCAGCAAGGUGACAAACCGCACCAGCGAGAACUUGGACAAUCCCAACCGGGACGAACGGCUGGCAGAGGACGCCUGCCAGCAACGAAGGCAGCAGGUGCACUCGAAUGUAGAACAGGGAAUCAGCUCAGGGGACAUCGCCAACGACAUCGCUGGCUCUGAUUCUCUAUCGCACCCUGCUGAGGCUCAAGACACUGACGAAGGCUUGAGCAACGGGGACGGGGGCUUUCAAAGAGACACUGCUAACUCUGAACAAAGGAACGUAGAGCCGGACUUCGUACACAAGCACUCUGCUACUGAGGUGGUUAUUAGUGAGGAUUCUGCCCCAGAGGAGGUUUGUAGUGAGGAUUCUACCCAAGAGGUGGUUUGUAGUGAGGAUUCUACCCAAGAGGUGGUUUGUAGUGAGGAUUCUACCCAAGAGGUGGUUUGUAGUGAGGAUUCUACCCAAGAGGUGGUUUGUAGUGAGGAUUCUACCCAAGAGGUGGUUUGUAGUGAGGAUUCUACCCAAGAGGUGGUUUGUAGUGAGGAUUCUACCCCAGAGGAGGUUUGUAGUGAGGAUUCUACCCAAGAGGUGGUUUGUAGUGAGGAUUCUACCCAAGAGGUGGUUUGUAGUGAGGAUUCUACCCAAGAGGUGGUUUGUAGUGAGGAUUCUACCCAAGAGGUGGUUUGUAGUGAGGAUUCUACCCAAGAGGUGGUUUGUAGUGAGGAUUCUACCCAAGAGGUGGUUUGUGGCGAGGACUCUGCCUCUAAGGCACUUUAUGUUGACAAACCGGUCGCCCAGAAUGGUGGGGUUUUGGAGCAGUUGGAAGAGGAGGUGGAAGAAGAGAAGGCAGGUGUCAGUGAAAACAGGGUUUUGCCCAAUAUAGACGAUGAAGAUGGGAAUGGCGAGCAAGCGGACGAGAAGCCGGGGUCCGGAAACGAAACAGAAACUGAAACGUCUUUCGGCCGACCUCUGUCCACGGAUGCCCUUGAGGAGUACGGCGACAUCAGCACAAUGGGCUCAGUGUCCUCACCGCCGCUCCAAGAGGAGACGGCCACGCCUGCUGACCACAGCCAACUGCUGGAGGACGACGACGGUGAAGACUUUGGUGACUUUGGGGACGUGGGCUCUUUUAGAGGACAGGGCUUUGCUGACUUUGACCAGCCAGAGUUGCAACUAGAGGAACAACCUGCACCUCUCACACAGGAACUAGUGGACGACGACAAAGACUUUGGCGAUUUUGAUGCCCCCAACAGCCACAUUGGUGGUGGGAAGGCAAUUGAGAACGAAGAUGGGGGGAAGUUUGCAGAUUUUCCCGGCAGCGACAGUUUUGCCGACUUUAGCUCAGCUCCUGUUGGUGCGGACCCUGAUGCAGAUGCUGGUUGGAAUGCCUUUGAUGAGCCUGAACAGGGUCAAGAGGAGGGCGAUUCCUGGGCUGCAUUUGGAGAGGAGCCGACCACCACUGCUCCUUUGGAAACGGGUGAAGACGAGUGGCAGGAGAGUGAGCCUGUAGCAGCCCGUCCAUACAGCAGCCAUCAGAUCAUUAGAAGAGACAGUCAAUCUGCGGCGCUGUGCAGUCGGCUGGAGAAGCUUUUUCAGGAAAUGUUCCCCGACGCACCUGCCCCGCAGGUGGGGGUGGAGGUGGUCCCCCUCAAAACCCUGCUGGAGCCUCGUGUGAGGUUACAGCAGGAAGAGCAUGAGCUGAAGAGCGGUGUGCCAGACAAUGGGGCUGUGGCGGACGUGUUGUGGAGGCAACUGCUGGACAUCCACGAGGCGUUUGGCCUGCGGCACCAGUGGGGAGGCUCGCACAGCAACAAGACACUACUCUGCUCCCUGGGCAUCGACAUUAGAAACAUUCUGUUCACAGGUCAGAAGAAGCAGCCAGUGAUAGUUCCCAUGUAUGCUGCCAGCCUGGGCAUGCUGGAACCCACCAAAGAGCCAGUAAAACCCAUAUCAGCGGCAGAGAUGAUCACGUCCAUAGCACAACAAGCACCUCCAGUGGCCCCAGCGGAGAUCAUAAGCACUAGUCCACCAGACACAGCCCAGGAAGUGCUCCCGCCCGUCCAGUUUGACUGGAGCAGCAGUGGCCUUACUAACCCCCUGGACGCGAGCGGAGGCUCGUCUCUGCUCAACCUCGAUUUCUUUGGGCCCGUGGAGGACUCUGGCCCAAGCAGCUCCACCUCCAUCCCAGGUGUGGACCCGGAGCUGUACGAGCUAACAACCGCUAAACUGGAACCCAGUGGCUCUGGGAGCCGUGUGGCUGACGCCUUCGCCCGCCUUAUGUCUACUAUGGAGAAGACCAGCACCUCUACCAGAAAGCCCCGAAAAGAAGAGAACCUAAGUGAGGAGGCAUUGAAGGUGAUUGCAGGGCUACCAGACCUGUCCUUCAUGCAGGCCAAGGUGCUGAUGUUCCCCACCACGUUGACCCCCCUGGGAUGCUCCUCUGACCCCACACCUGACUGAUCCCCCUCCCACCCCGUAUCGCUGUCUGUCAUCUGUCUUCCAUGCCAUCAUCGUUAUGUUAUUUUCUCCUUUUAUUUGUUAUUUUCAGUUUUAAUCAAGUGAAGCAUUUACCGAUUGUCCUUGUGAAUGGUUAGUCAGACCUGGACUAGGCUAAGCCUGUAAAGCGAAGCUUCGUCAAUAGCAGAACAAGAGAACAUAUUAAAACAGUUGGUUUAACUUCUAGAUCAAGGUCCUAGAGAGAGGCCGUUUGUUGAUAAUAGGAGAAUCAAUGUGUACAUAAUCAGGGACAAAUUGCGUUUUCCGAAGGUGGCUUUUACGUGUGUCAAUAUUUGUCUUUGUGAGGAAAUGAAACACUGGUUGAACCUCUUCAAAGGGAGGCUCGAAUAAAGUGAAGUGGGAUAUACACUGAGUGUACAAACCAUUAGGAACACCUUCCUAAUAUUGAGUUGCACUUCCUUUUGCCCUCAGAACAGCCUCAAUUCGUUGGGGUAUGGACUCUACAGGGUGUCAAGCGUUCCACAGGGAGGGAUGCUGGCCCAUGUUGACUCCAAUGCAUCCCACAGUUGUCAAGUUGGCUGGCACACACAUACACAAUCCAUGUCUCAAUUGUAUCCAGGCUAAAAAUCCUUCUUUAACAUGUCUCCUCCCCUUCGUCUACGUGGAUUUAACAAGUGACCAUAGACCGACCAGAUGAAAGCUGUCAUGGAAAGAGCAGGUAGUCCUAAUGUUUUGUUCACUCAGCGUAUGACUAUAUACUUAAACAAAUAUAUAUGACUUGAAACCACACUGCCUGCAAAAUCCAGCUGAAUGUUUUUUUCGCCUGUUGUGUUAAUGGCCUUAGUUUUAUUUUGUCAUUUUACAUAGGGCCUAGAUUUGAUUUCUUAACCCAUGGCUAAAAAUGUGCUGUUAAUGUCCGCGAUUUAACUGUAGCCCGUUUUUAUUAUGUCUCACACUGGUGCAGUCCAUCAACAGCCAUGGAAAUGGCGGUAUGUCACAAUUGUUUUGUGUUGAAUUAAAUUCUUUUAACUUUUUUUCCUGAUUUGGGGGUGGGUGGUAAGAGGGGGAAUCAUGUUUUAUUGGUUUAAACCACUGACAGAUUGAAAUUGACUAUCAGUAUCAUAGCUGGCUGGUCUGAGUGAAGGUCGGCCUACAUUACAAGGGAAUAAGGGACCAAUUUUUGCUGUCAUUCUCUACCAAUUAUUUUAUUUUGUGAUUUGUUUUACCACUGUCAACCUGUUCCCAGGAGGAUUUUGCACAUUGUAAAGAUGAAAUGGAUGUAAUCAUAGUUCACUGUGGCUUUAGACUGUGUACUAUGGACUGUAAAAUGUAUGGGGAAAAUUCCUAUGGAAAAAAUGAAUAACCUGUAAAAAGGUUAACAUGCAUGCCCGGGUUCUUUUCAGACUUAAGUGUGUAAAUUUACUUUUAGUGUACACAAGAAAUUAAAAUAAUUUAAGAGAAA